This is a messenger RNA of Baudoinia panamericana UAMH 10762, 1273 nucleotides long. RefSeq lists its product as uncharacterized. The transcript has a single exon. Lineage: Eukaryota; Fungi; Ascomycota; Dothideomycetes; Mycosphaerellales; Teratosphaeriaceae. The coding region runs from base 216 to 875 and encodes 219 amino acids. Gene Ontology annotation, cellular component: cytoplasm; nucleus; cytosol. Gene Ontology annotation, biological process: dUDP biosynthetic process; dTDP biosynthetic process; dTTP biosynthetic process. Gene Ontology annotation, molecular function: ATP binding; dTMP kinase activity. The record is from RefSeq and is a predicted model, not a curated record.
CCACACUAGCCAUAUCUCCUGAUGAUUCCUGCAGGUCAGUUAGUCAUGAGCUGUCGCGUGCGAAAUGGUAGCGUCGGGUAGCUAAACCGAAGCUUGCAGUUGGAAGAAGGCGUGUGUUCUUGAAACACUGCCGACGCCGAGAAUUGCAUGAUUCAGCCACGCGUCUUGUUCACGCGCCAGCCACCAUUUAUAACCUACAAUAUAAGGAUGGCAAUAUGGCUCGCCCACGAGGCACGCUAAUAGUCUUCGAAGGCCUUGACCGCUCCGGCAAGUCAACGCAAUGUGAGCGGCUGGUCUCCCACCUCCGCCAGGAAGGCCACGAUGCUCAGCAUAUGCGCUUUCCCAACCGGACUACGCCCAUUGGACAAAUGAUCAACAACUACCUCUCUGGACUGGCGCAAACAGAAGACCACGUGAUCCACUUGCUCUUCUCUGCCAACCGAUGGGAGAGUGCCGCAGAGAUCGAGCGCUUGAUCAGUGAAGGCACGACCGUUGUGAUUGAUCGAUACUACUACUCUGGCAUGGCUUACACUGCAGCCAAAGGGAACCCUGACAUGGAUUUGAAUUGGUGUCGACACCCUGAAGUCGGACUGCCACGGCCAGACCUUUGCCUGUUUCUAGAUGUCAGUACUGAAGUUGCCAUGAGCCGAGGUGGCUAUGGAGCGGAAAGGUAUGAGAAGCGCGAGAUGCAAGACCGAGUACGCGAGCUCUUCCGUGACAUGCGAGAUCACCAUGAUGAGCGGAGUGACAUUGUGCUCGUCGACGCCAACAGAAGCAUCGAGGACGUCGCCGCCGAGAUCAAUGACCUUGUCGGGCUAACGAUGCAACAAGUUGCAAAAUCCGGUCAGCCAUUGAGAAAGGUGGAGGCCUGGUGAGCGGCUGUUAUUGUCUUCGCCGCGAAUAACCGCCAGUUGAGGGGGUCUAUAUCAGCUACAGAGUAUGACAGCCGCUGCUGCAGCUCAUGACUCGCUUCUGCAUGCAUAUCCGCUGUAGACUAUUCGCGGAGCGUGAUCGUUACCCUACGACAGAAGAAGUGACCGAACGCCAGACAUACUUCUACCACCAAGCGAGGGGCAUACGAGGUUGUCAUUGUCUUCCAACAAUUCCAAUCGUGGGAACGAAUGUCCGAUCAAACUCAUCGACCGAUGAAUCUGCGAUGAAGACUCCGCUUAGCCAGCGUUAUCACAACGGUCCGAGAAGGUUUGCUUUUCUGCAUCACAAACCACCGUGGAUUGCGGCUCUUAUGAUGGUAUUAUCAUCGUGAGAACAUCGG